Hypomesus transpacificus is the source of this 2214-nucleotide messenger RNA. RefSeq names its product piggyBac transposable element-derived protein 4-like. Bases 304 to 2052 code for a protein of 582 amino acids. The record is from RefSeq and is a predicted model, not a curated record. NCBI's taxonomy places the organism in Eukaryota, Metazoa, Chordata, Actinopteri, Osmeriformes, Osmeridae. The transcript has 2 exons.
UACAACUUCCAUAUAAAAGGCAAUUUUGGGUUCAUUUGAAUAUAUUGGAUAAUCGGAAUAUCUGAUACGCCCCCUAUAUGUAAAAAUAUGUGAAAACAUAAGCAAAUCAAAUAUUUAUACCUCAGCACUGCUGAGAUUCUUUCCCCAUUCAAUGACAAAUGACGUAAACUUGCUGUCAGUGUCUCUCGCAACCCGCCACUUGCUACUCGUACUCGACAAGGACAACACUGACAGCAAACUUACAGCAAACAAACGGCAUUUAGUCAAUUAGCAGACUCACUUUUCCAGAGUAUUACUCCAGAAAUGGCAUAUUUUUCGGGCAAAAGGAAGCAACUCACAGACAUCGACAUCCAAGAAAUGUUUUUUAAUUCAGAUGAAGAAGAGGAGUACAACACCGAUGCAAGUAGCAGUGAUGACAGUGAUGGUGAGGGUCUGCCCCCAAACCUAGAGGACCUUGCAAACCCAGAGGCCGAAGGUCCCUCUAGUGAAGGCGAAAUGGAAAUGGGGGAUGAAGUGGAGGAGGUGAGUUCCACGAGCUGGUGGGCCGCCAGUGAUUUCACUCCCCCUGGACCCAGAGUUGUGUUUAAUGAAACACUGUCUGGGGUGCAGACCCCCCCCGAAGAUCCCACUGAGGCUCAGUGUUUCAAACUGUUCCUCACAGAAGAACUAGUCGAGGAGAUAGUGGAGGAAACAAACCGCUAUGCUUCAGUGCAGCAGGAGAUGAUGCCGUCCGGAGUAAAAGGCAAGAUUGCUAAAUGGGUGCGGACAACCGUGAAUGAGAUGUACUCAUUCUUGGUCGCUGUCCUCCUGAUGGGAAUUGUGAGAAAGUCGUCCCUCCGAGACUACUGGACCACAGAUCCCAUCCUCCUGACCCCCUUCUUCGCCACAAUUUUUUCCCAGGACCGUUUCCUGCUUCUCCUCCGUUGCUUGCACUUUGUCGACAGUGCAAGCGCUAACGUAAAUGAUCCCCUGCACAAGAUCAGAAAUGUGUUUAGUGCUCUCACCACUUCAUUCCAAAGGGUUUUUGUGCCACACAGAGACCUCUGUGUCGAUGAAUCCCUAAUGAAGUGGAAGGGUAGGCUGGCAUUUCGGCAGUACAUCCCAUCAAAAAGGCAUAGGUUUGGUGUCAAAUUCUUUGUCCUUUGUGAUGUGUUGACCGGUUACGUGCAGGACAUGAUCAUUUACACGGGAUCCACCACUGACAUCACCCACUUUCCAGGACUUGGGAUAUCUGGCUCGGUCGUGAUGACCUUACUUGCACCCCACCUAAAAAAGGGCCACGUCCUGUACAUCGACAACUGGUACAGCAGUCCAACAUUGUUCCAGCACCUCCUCUCCCUAGGAACGGGGGCCUGUGGGACCGUUCGUGCAAAUCGGAAGGGGAUGCCAGCCUUCAGCCCUAAAAUGAAGAAGGGUGAAGUGGAGUUCAAACAAAAUGGCAGUCAGUUGGCCGUUAAGUGGCAUGAUAAACGUGACGUUCAUAUGCUCACCACUGUUCAUUCAUCAGUGAUGUCAGCCACGGCAAGGAUUGAUCAUGCCACCGGGGAGAGGAAACUCAAGCCAGCUUGUGUUCUUGACUAUAACAAGAAGAUGGGGGCUGUGGACAAGGCGGACAUGGUGAACAGCUUUGUCGAAUGUGCCAGGAAGACUACCAAGUGGUAUAAGAAAGUCUUCUUUCACUUGGUAGACACUGCUGUUCUCAAUGGCCACAUCGUCCACCGUCAACAGUCUGGGAGAGUCAUCCCUUACCAGGAAUACAGACUGAACUUGAUGAAACAGCUGCUCGAGGUGCAUCAUACACCUCGACGCCCAUCCACCGGUGGCCGUCCCACAUCAGACAAUCCUCUGUGGUUGACUGCCAGGCACUUUCCCUCGGAGGUCCCUCAGACUGCUACCCAAGGAAGCAGGACCAGGAGGAAGUGCAAGGUGUGCACUUCUACCUCGCGUCGGAGAAAGGAGAGGAAAGUGACAAAGUUCAUGUGUGUGGCAUGCAACGUUGCCUUGUGUGCUGCCCCAUGUUUUGAGGAGUAUCACACACUCAAACAUUAUUAAACACCCAUCGUUCUACCUUGGCCGUUGAGCGGGAUUUAAAAGCCAACGGUUCAAGCAGGACUUUCACAUGACAUCUUGGUGAGGGGUCAUGCCACAACAACUGAUCAAGCCAACAGAUCUCCCGUUCUACCUUGGCCGUUGAGCGGGAUUUAAAAGCCAACG